CGAAUCCCACCAGUGUGGUCGUCUGUGCCCCUGUCAAUCAUAUAUAUCUACGAUCUGCACACUCUCUCAUCUAUAUAUCCUCCCUCUUCCAUUCUUCUUCCCUCCUGUUCCUGUUCGGCAUUUCUUUCUCCUUUCUCCUUUCUUCUCUUCUAUUUCCAUUUCCAUUCUUCGUAUUUAUCCCCCACCUUGUUCCCAUCAUUUUUUUCUUACUUCUUUCACCCCGACCCUCAGCAUGUUCUCCAGAUUAUGGGUAGCCGCUGCGCUGUACGCCGUUGCUCUUUCCGCCCCGACCUAUCCCUACUCGACCGGAGCCGCUGAGCGAUCCGCGGAGAUGGGAGUGUUAUCAGAGUACUUUCAAAUGUUGGCAUCCAAAGUCCAAGCAGGGAAGAAUAUGGCAGAGGCGCCUGUGUGCGAUCUUAGCAAAGCCGUUAUGCCAGUUGCUUCCACAACCCCUCUACCACCACCAUCUGCAGGCCUCACAUUGAAGCAUGUGGCCAUCGGUCGAGGGACCCAAAACUACACUUGUGGUACGGAUGCGAGCGCCGCACCGUUCGCUGUCGGCGCCAUGGCAACCCUCUACAACUCAACAUGCGUGGCAUCAACUUAUCCCGAUCUUCUCUCUGUCCUUCCAAAUGUGGCUCUUCAAUUUGAUCUCACUGAUGUAAACCAAGCCUCUCUAUCACCAACCAACCUCCUCAUCAGCGGUCACCACUACUUCCAAAACCUCACUACCCCCACAUUCAACCUUGACACAGCAGCGAUGGACAUAGGUUUCGCACCUUGUUCAAAGAACAAUUCCGUCCCAGCUCCAGCAGGCUCGCCCCAGGGACAGGGUGGCGUUGGCCAUGGAUCGGUUGCUUGGUUGAAGCUGAUCGCAGAAGAUGGGGCUACUGGUGACUUGGAAGAAGUUUACCGAGUCAACACCGCUGGAGGAAAUCCACCGGCGACUUGCGCCGGGAUGCCUGCUGCUUUUGAGGUACAAUACGCUGCUGAGUAUUGGUUCUUUAAGAAGGCCUAGAAAAUACUAGACGGUUGGUAGAAGACUUGUUUGGUUCACUUCACAUACCCCUGGGGGCUUCGCUGGCUAUGUGGCGUUUAGGGGCAAUAUUAUCUAUAUGCUGUUACGAUUUGGGUUCCUGGCU
Amorphotheca resinae ATCC 22711 is the source of this 1142-nucleotide messenger RNA. RefSeq lists its product as hypothetical. The record is from RefSeq and is a predicted model, not a curated record. The coding region runs from base 233 to 1018 and encodes 261 amino acids. Lineage: Eukaryota; Fungi; Ascomycota; Leotiomycetes; Helotiales; Amorphothecaceae. The transcript has 3 exons.